Thlaspi arvense is the source of this 1017-nucleotide messenger RNA. Lineage: Eukaryota; Viridiplantae; Streptophyta; Magnoliopsida; Brassicales; Brassicaceae. The record is from the annotation of a GenBank genome assembly.
AUGGCGACUUUUGAUGACGGUGAUUUCCCCGCUCAGACCCAUUCUCCUUCCGAACACGACGAUUCAUUCAUGAGCUACGAAAAUUUCUCCGAAGCCCCGCCACCUCCGACUCAACCUCCACCCGGUGGCUUCUCCUCCUUCAACGGAGAUGGAGGCUAUGGAUCUGAAAAUCCCGCCUCUCCAAACGGCUACGGAUUUGCUGCUUCCUCCCCCAACCAUGACUUCUCCUCGCCUUUCGAGUCCUCCGUGAACGAUGCCAACGGGAACGGCGGCGACGCGAUCUUCGCCUCCGACGGACCGAUUCUUCCAGAUCCAAACGAGAUGCGGGAGGAGGGUUUCCAACGCCGUGAGUGGCGCCGUCAAAACGCGAUUCACCUUGAGGAGAAGGAAAAGAAAGAGAAGGAGAUGCGGAAUCAGAUCAUAGCGGAAGCAGAAGAAUACAAGAAGGCCUUCUAUGAGAAAAGGGAGAAGAACAUCGAGACCAACAAGGCUGAUAACCGCGAAAGGGAGAAGCUGUAUUGGGCUAACCAAGAGAAGUUCCACAAAGAAGUUGACAAGCAUUACUGGAAAGCAAUAGCAGAGCUAAUCCCGCGUGAGGUUCCCAACAUUGAGAAGAAGAGAGGCAAAAAGGAUCCGGACAAGAAACCAUCGGUGAUGGUUAUCCAGGGUCCUAAACCCGGGAAGCCGACUGAUCUAGGGAGAAUGAGGCAGAUAUUCUUGAAGCUCAAGACAAAUCCACCACCGCACAUGAUGCCUCCUCCGCCGCCACCCAAAGACGCCAAAGAUGGGAAGGAUGCCAAAGAAGGCAAGGAUGCCAAAGCUGGGAAAGACGCCAAGGACAUAAAAGAUGGGAAACCUGAGGCGGAGACAAAGGCGGCGGAGGAGAAACCUGCUUCACCUGCCAAAGACGCAAGUGCUGAAACAGCGAAACCUGAGGCUGCUGCUGCCGCCUCGGGAGAGGGGGACAAACCUGUGGCUGUGGCUGAGGCUGAGGCUGAGGGAGCCAAGGCAGAGUGA